This is a messenger RNA of Neopsephotus bourkii (Bourke's parrot), 2266 nucleotides long. It is a transcript of the gene SYBU, whose product is annotated as syntabulin. Gene Ontology annotation, cellular component: vesicle; cytoplasmic microtubule. The record is from RefSeq and is a predicted model, not a curated record. The transcript is spliced from 7 exons. Bases 132 to 2102 code for a protein of 656 amino acids. Lineage: Eukaryota; Metazoa; Chordata; Aves; Psittaciformes; Psittacidae. Gene Ontology annotation, biological process: axonal transport of mitochondrion; synapse maturation.
GGGAGCGGUGGGGCCGGGCCGGGCUCGGCUCCACCACCCGCUAACGACGCAGCGGCAGCGGCCCCGGCUGAGCGCAUCCUUUCUCGCCCAUGCCAGGUGCCCUUUCCUGGCUGCGACGUGACUGAGGAGCGAUGGGGCCUCUGCGGGAGAGCAGCAAGGAGCAGAAGACGCAGCUGGAGAAGGAGGUGUCCCGCAGCCGCAUCCCCCGCCUGGUCCUCCGCCCGCAGCAGAAGACAUCCCCCGCUUCCGAGUCGCCCUUUUCGGAAGAGGAAAGCCGGGAAUUCAACCCGCCCAGUUCCUCCGGGGGUUCCCGCAGGACCGUCAGCAGCAACAGCUUCUGCUCAGAUGACACUGGCUGUCCCAGUAGCCAGUCAGUAUCUCCGGUGAAGACUCCUUCUGAUGCUGGGAACAGUCCUAUCAGUUUUUGCACUGGUAGUGAUGGAGACUUCUGCAGGAAAAUAUUCAGUCCAGGGACAACAAGCGAAGGGAACCCACAGCCAAGUCGAUCUAAGAAGGAAACAAAGACAAGCCUUGUAAAUCCUGGCAGUGAAGCUGAUUUUAGCUCUUCAGGCAGCACGGGCAGUAUUUCAGGACCUGAAGUCCAUCUGUCUGCUGCUGGAAGCAAGAAAUCUUUCUCUCGCAAUCGUGGCCCUUAUGGUCGGAAUAAUGGAUCCUUAUCCUACAAGCCUGGAGCCAGCCCACUUGCUUCCCGUGAAAAGGACCCUUUGCCAACACUGUGCAAAAACCAGCUGAGUCCUCCUAAUAUCCAUCAGAGUUACAGGGCUUCUUCAGUCAGCAGCAGCAACUCAGGCUCACACAAAGGAAGCAACAGCAGCCCAGUGAUGAGGCGAUCGGGAAGGUACAAUAAUUCUUGUGACAAUCACAAUAUUAAGCCACAAAGUCCAGAGCAGUAUUUGACACCUCUGCAGCAGAAAGAAGUCACAGUACGGCAUUUGAAAACCAAGCUGAAGGAAUCUGAGAGCAAACUCAAAGAAAGGGAAAAAGAAAUAGAAGAGCUCAAAGCUCAGCUGGGACGGAUGAGGGAAGACUGGAUUGAAGAAGAGUGUAAUCGUGUGGAGGCAGAGCUGGCCUUAAAGGAAGCAAAAAGUGAAAUUAAACAACUUAAGGUUGUUAUCGAAACCAUGAAAAACAGCAUGGCUGAGAAAGACAAAAAAAUGCAGAAAUAUUUCCUAGACAUAAACAUUCAAAACAAGAAACUGGAAUCUUUGCUGCAGAGCAUGGAGGUGGCUCAGCACAGCUUUGUGCAGGAUGAGCAGCACCUGGAGUACAUGUGUGACUUGGAAGGGAAGCUGUUAGCCGUGAUACCAGACAGCCUCAUCACUGGGGAGCAAGCUCUGGAGGAGGUGGCAGAUAGUGGACUGCUUCUUAAUGAGGGCACAGCUAAUGAGACUGAUUCAUGUGAAGAGAGUUUAACCACCAGCACCUCCGCACCGAGUGAUCCAAUUCCCUCCAAUCCUGCUGUGAAUAAAGAGAUGCUUGAAAAUGCUCUGGAUGAAAAACCAGCUUCCCCCCAGGAGGAGGAGAAAAGCAUCAACGUGAUGGUGGAAAAGGCCAUCCAGACUGAUGUGGUACCAUAUAGCCUGGAUGUGGAGCAGUUCUUCCAAAGCAUCUUCAGUGCUCAAGAUAACUAUCCUCUAAGCCCACCUUCGUCACUGAAGGAGCUGGAUGAGUUUUCUCUUGGAAGCUUCACCGAUUCUGCUAUUGCAGUGGACUUAACUCCGAGUGAUCCAAACUCUGUCAUCCUUUUGUCUCCCAUGGAGUCUCCGUGCCGAUUGGUGCAGCGCGGAGUUAAUGAAAACCGUUUCAUGAAAGAACUUGAUUUCAUCGACCCUCCUGAUGAUGAAGGCUUUAAGUAUGCCCAUACUUCCUCUCAGAUAGACAUCAAGAGGAGCUACUGGAGCAGCAGUCCCCUCACAGAUGUUCUGGCUCUAGCAGUCCCUGUUAUACCAACUGUCCUGUGGGCUUUCAGUACCCACAGAGGAGGCACAGAACCCAUUUACAAUAUUAGCACAUUGCUUCGUGGCUGCUGCCUGGUGGCCCUGUUCUCUUUACGCCGUACACCCUUCCGUACCAAAAUUUAAUGUCUGCUCUGUCCUGGUGUGGUUACCCGAGACAGAGGUGAAUAGGGAUAAAAUAGGUCCUUAAAGUAUCGUAGAUUCUUUAAGAGUUCAUAAUUUUGCUUUUCACUAUUUGAUUUGCACUACAAAUUGUUUCAGAAACAUGUUCCUUGUUCAAAAAUAUAAAA